AGUUUCAACGGGGUAAAUAUUUUGCAAAACAUCCUGAGAAUCCAGGAAAAAUGCCUGAAUCCUCCCCAAAUACCGUGUUUGAUGGGAAGACAUUCCGAGCAGAUGAUCACGUCAGAGAUCUUGUUCAGGAAUGUGUUGGAGGUCCAGAAUUGCUUCAGAGGAAAGCAAAGAUUCAGACGUACAGUGAUCAAACGUCCACAGCCCUCAAGAAGCAUGUCUAUGAGAAUUAUAUGAAGUUUAUAGACACAGCAAAGGAGAUCUCUCAUUUGGAAUCGGAAAUGUAUCAACUGUCGCACAUUCUGAUUGAGCAGCGUAAUCUCCUGAACACCCUGCGGGAUAGCAAUAUUGUGGAUGACCCGAGGAAUGUUCCCCUGGAUGCUGACUCAGCCCCUGAGGAGCCACAGACGAAAUCAUUGGACUCCCGUGUGAACGAAGAGACGCAGAAUCGCAACACAAUUGCCCUCAUCCGGGAAAGCCUGACAGGGUACAGUGGGGUUCUGGACAAUAAAACCUUCAUCCACGAGGGGGGACUCAUUGGAUUGGAUGCCAACGAUUAUCGCCCCAUCUGUCGAACCUACCUUUUCCUCUUCAACGACACGCUGAUUGUGGCAAAAGUCAAGCAUGACAAGAAGUUGGAAUUCCUGGCAGAGUAUGAGGCAAAGAAGUUGGCCGUGAUCAACAUCCGGGACCUCGAUGGAGUGCGAAAUGCAAUAAAUAUCAUCACCCCCGAUGGGAGUCGUAUUUUCCAGUGCAUCAGCCCAUCGGCUAAGGCGGAAUGGAUUGAAAAGUUCGAGGUCAGCAUGAAGGGUCAUCAGCGGCACAGGAAGGGCCCUGCUCCCCUGCCUCCCAUGGCAACACGACAGAAAUCCGUCGUGGACACAAUGAGCCUCUGCAGUGAUGCCACUCUCAGUCCCACAGCAGAACAUGCCACGACUCCAUUGAUUUUCGCCCCAGAUUGGCUCUCUUCUGCCCCGGAGGAGAUUCAAGCUUUGAUUGCUCAGCGUCACUUUGAGGACACCCUCAGUCUGUUGCAGAAAUGUGAGGAAUAUUUGGCGAGGGAUAGUGCCUUCCACGGAGCCAAUGAGAUGCGUGAGAAGAUGAAGAAUCUCAAAGCAUCCCUGGUGAGUGUGCUGCUGCUGGAGUUGUCUGCAAGUCAAAGUAGGAGCCUCCAUGCCGCCCUGAGAUCCGCCAGACGUCCUCUGAAGCUCCUGGCAGAGAUGAAGAAGUCCCGAGAGGCUUGUGGGGCACUCCUGGGGGUUUGUACAACAGCCAUCCGGACAGCUCAGCGACAGGCGCGAAGGAACAAUUUGGGCGUCGCUGAGAUCUUCUUCUGUGACUUGGCGCAAGUUGUGGCGGAAUUUGUGGGCGCUUUUGGUCCCCAGGCAGCUUGUACGGCUAGCUUAGUGGUGUGGUGCCACCAGGAACUUCAGUAUUUUGCAUCGCAGCUCAUCAAGCACUACCUGGGCAAGGGAACAGACCUCGAAGCGGUUGCAAAUUGCGUUGAACUCGUUCGGGUGCCGUGUGGGCGUCUCACAGAGGUUGGUCUGGAUGUUGGCUACCACAUGGAGGGCUUACUGCGUCCCACACUCGAGGGUCUCCUGGCUGAGGCUAAAGAGCGCCUCAUUGGGGCAACACAGCGCCUCGAGGACAACUGGCAGCCGUACAAUUUGCGCUCUAAACAAGCUCUGAGGAGCACAAUGAAGGAAUUCGAGGUUUUCGGGAUAAAUCUUAAGCCUCUCAUCACGGGGGAUACCUUCAUCAAUCUCACCCAGUCCACGGUGAACUUCUGCCGGCAGUUCUUUGUCACCACACUCAGCUGUGCCACCCUGGCAAAGUACGAAACACUCAAAUACGACGCUGAAGUCCUCGUAAAGGAGCUCUUUGUGGCACAAUUCAACCUCAAAGCUGAUCCCUCAACUGCAAUUGAUCUUAAUUUUGUAAGUCGAAACAAGCUGUUCCUCGUGGAGAAAGUCCUUCCGGCUGCUAUAGCUCUCUUUGAGACAACCAGCGGGAGGACGUGUGAGCUUCUGCCUGAACUGAAGGGUCUGGCGGGUAAAACGGGACAACCCCCAAAGCCAAAGCCACGCAGUAUCUACCAAACUGAAGUCCUGUAGCCCCACAAAAAGUAUGUUUCACAGCAAACUUCAUUAUUUGCAUUCCCAUCAAUUGUUUGAUCCACACGCUUCAACAUUGCAAGUAUCUCUACAAGUCUUCAGAAGACUCUGCCGUUUAUUGUUUUUCAAUUAAUAUUUGCGAUCAAUAAAAUUCCCCAAAAAUGA
This is a messenger RNA of Lutzomyia longipalpis, 2279 nucleotides long. It is a transcript of the gene Exo84, whose product is annotated as exocyst complex component 8. The coding region runs from base 51 to 2114 and encodes 687 amino acids. The record is from RefSeq and is a predicted model, not a curated record. Gene Ontology annotation, biological process: exocytosis; Golgi to plasma membrane transport; intracellular protein localization. Lineage: Eukaryota; Metazoa; Arthropoda; Insecta; Diptera; Psychodidae. Gene Ontology annotation, cellular component: exocyst. The transcript has 3 exons.